CUGCGGGCUAUCAUUCCAUUUUGUUGUUAAACAGACUAUACCCGUUUAAAUAGCUGACACAUGUGAAUUCCAGAAUGGCAACCAGCUAGUAUCACAUUGAAUGUUCUAAUUCUUACUGAGAACUCUUUAGAUAGUGGCCAAAAAAAAAAGUUAACAAAACUACGAAAAGUUUAGUUUUUUUCUUAUCAUUUAAAUAAUGGAAUAAAGUGUUUUAAAUGAUCAACUUAAGUAUAUUCACAUAUUUAAAAAAAACAAAUACUCAUUUUCACGAAGGCUUGUUUACAGUUUCCAGCAUAGGCAACUUGUGAAUCAUGUCAUUAAACAGCUGCUUCGUGACGUGCGGGUAAGUGUACGAUAAGAAAGAUACUUCAAGUGAAGAAGCACAGAAUAUUUACCUCUGGUCUCUAUUAUGUGAAGCAGAAGUGAACAAAGUGUCCAGAUUUUUGUGUUUCCGCAACACAUUGUUGUCUAAACAUGGCUUAUAGUGGGCUCUGGAACAUACAUUGCAGUCCCUUCCUCUUGACGCUAUUCUGUUUGGCUCAUUUGGCUGCCAAUGUAGUCGGCCACGGUGAAACCACAGAUGGCGUGCCCCUGGCUAAAAAGUUGGAGGAUACUGUGGUCACAGAUAUGUUGAGGAUUGUAGAUAACAAAUUUGAUACACUUACAACAAGAAUUACAUCCCUAGAAAGAGCAGUCUCCAACCUCCAGUUUUAUUCCAUAAGACAAUUUAGACAAAUCAAUGGCCGUCUACAGAAUAGUGAAAAUGGUCAAGAUGCGCUUUCUAAACAGGUAGGCCAGUUAGAAGUGGGUGGACAAGCAAUGAAGAUAUCUUUAAGUUUACUCAGUCGAGAUAUGACAGAGUUAAAGACAAGUAGUUCAAGUCUUGUGACAGAGCUAGAGUCAAGUGUGGCGUUCAUCAAUGAGAACAUAGAUAAACAAAUCAAUUAUGUCAAGACUUUAGUAGACGACACUGUUGCCAAAUUGUCCCACGAGACCUAUCAGAUAAUAAGUAAACAAUAUGAAAAUUUUACAGACUUCACUCAAAAAGAGCUAGAGCAGCGCAACUGUACUGUAGAUUUGACUGGCAUAACUCAAUAUUUUGAUGCCAAACUAGAUGAUAUGGAGAUAUCUAAACAGAAUUUAAUGGAAUCAACCCCUAAGAAAAUUAAAAAUGUUGAAAGUGAAGAAAAAUCAGAGUUGGCAGAGUUAGCAGAACUAAAAGACACUGUUGAAACUAAAUUUGAAGCUUUUAAAACUAGCAAAACUGUAAGGGACAAACCAGAUGAAAGUGGCAUUAGUAAAGAAGAAAGUGAAAUGGAUAAACAAGUGAUGAGUGCUUUAACCAAUAUGACAGAUAUGGUUCUUCAGGCAACUAGUUUUUUGAGAAAUACAGGAGAACUUUUAGAGAGGAUAGUCUCGAAUACAGAUCUCAUUGCUAGCUCACAGGCGGAAAUCACUCAGAAAUGUAAGUCACUCCAGCUACCAAGACAACCUCAAAAUGAUGAGUUUGAAGUCUUUAAUACAAUACCUGGAUCUGUCUCUAAUGAGGGCCACAAUCAAUUUUCUCAGACAGCCUGGCAACCAUUUUCUAAGGAUUUAGCUUGGAAAUUUGCAAACAUACUUCAAAAUGGCAGUCAACUGCUGGAGGUGCUCUCAGAUUUGGCUCAGUUGAGCUCAGUCUCUUUGACUCAAGCCACCAAUUCUUUGCAUGAUGAGAUCAGGAGAAUGGAAGGACUUAGAACAAGUAUCACUACAACAUUCUUAGCCAGGACUUCUGAAGAGGACUCUAUGCGAAGAGUAAUCAACAGCACAAAUCAAAUGAUCAAGCUGCUAGAAUCUGUAGCUACAAAUACAGGCUGGCUUCCCUCCAUCUAUAAAAACAUACAAAAUGUGGAAGUCUUAACCAAUCGAUCUUUAUUUAUGGUGAACAGAAACUAUAAUUUAUUUUUUCAAACUUUGCAAAGUAAAACUAAAAAAAAUGACGAGAGUACUUCAGAGUCAGCAUCAAACCAGAAAGGUUCUCAAAGUUUUCGACAAGCCGCAAAAAGUAGUAACAUCACUAAAGAAGAAAGAGGACUUGAUAAGGAAUCCUUUGAAACUAUAUACAGUACAAGUUUGCAACUAAACCGUAUAAUGCCAGCAUUAACUAAACUUCUAGCAGAACCUGAUCCGCUCAUUUCUCUUGUUGGAGGUGGACGAGCCGAUCAAGGAAGAGUAGAAAUCUAUUAUAAAGGGCAUUGGGGUAUCUUAUGUCACAAUAACCUUACACAUUCUGAAGCAGACAUCAUAUGUCGCCAUCUUGGCUUUCGAGGUGGAAUUUCAGCAGGUGCUGGCCAUUUUGGAGCAGGCACUGGUAUUGCCUGGACUUUCAAUGCCACAUGUUUGGACAGCUCAGAGUGUGAGGCUGUGAAUUAUACCCAGUCAACUGCUCACUGUAAUCAUGAGAUGGCAGCAGCUGUUAAAUGUGAUCAUAUGUUACGAAUUGUUCCAUUUGUGGGAUCGAGAAACCUUAAAGUUGGGCGCUUAGAAAUUCACCACAGGGGCUUGUGGCUACCUAUAUGUAAUGAAGGCUGGACUGGUUUCUCUGCCCAAGUGGCCUGCAAGCAAAUGGGUUUCCUAGAUGGGAGAGAACUAGACAUAGGACGCUGGGAAGACGGUGCCCAAUCAGCUUGGCUCAGCAAAGUGUCUUGUACAGGAAAUGAAACCAGACUUGACGCCUGUGAUACUGAAGGCUGGAUCUCCUCAUGCUCACAUCCAUUACCAGCAGGUGUCAGGUGUAUCUAGUAGGAGCUGACUUGUCAAUUGAAACAAAGAGAGACAUAUGUAGGUUUCUAUCUCACCAGUGUUUGCCAACCAUCAAGUUAGGUUUUAGUCAAAUGCUACAGAAUAUUGUUUUGAGUAUAUUUUAUACAUAUUAUUUAUUUUGGUUUCUAUUUCUAGUCACUUCCAUAUUUUCAUCUUGGUCAUUCAUAUGUGGCACAGCAUGGUCAGACACAUUUCUCACUCAUUUGUUAAAAUGAAUUUUGUUGACAGAAAAGUAUUGAACAAAAUGUGUUCGCUCCCUGGAUGUAGUCUUUUCAAUGUCAUCCCAUUUUGAAGGCAAGAACAUAAAGCCUUCUGGUUGGUCUAUGGAUAAACCAUAAGCACCAUCAACUCUGUAAUUUGAUUAAAACAAAAUUACAUCCUGUUAGGGUAUUAUCUUAAUACAGCUGGUCUCAGCUCUACAUGUAAAAAUGUGGAUUUAAGACAGUACCUGUACAAAGAUCUGAUUUAAAUGUUAUGAUAUCACAGGGCUACGAGAUAUGUUAAUCUAUUGUCUUGAAAAACAAUAUACAAAAAGUUGUAUUACUGAUUCAAAUGAGAAUCACAUACGGUACUUAGAGGAAACUAAGGCAUUCAAUAGUUGCAGCUAUACAACUGAAAAAAGAAAGUUAAGAAGCUAACUUUAAUGUGCAAGUGUGACUGUUAUAUAUCCAAUUGAAAUUGAUUUCUUAAUCCAAUAAUUGUGUUUUUUCUCUUAUUACUCUACUCUUUUAACAUAUGGCCAUUGAUGUGUCAAUCCCAGGACCAGAAUAACUCAACACAGAAACACUUGUAAUAAUACUAUUCAAAACUUGAAAAAAACAAAUCUAGGAUUACAUGCCUUGGGGGGUAUCAAACUAGACAAUCACAUUUUAAUACUAGUAAAUAAUGAAAUGAGCGACAAGUCUUCAAAAUGUGUAUGUAAGAUUAAUAUACAUUGAUGCUAUUGAAUAGGAAAUGUAACUAUAAAAGACUAUAUUGUUGUUGCACUGUAAACUGCUGCAUUCUUUGUGUGUUAGUUGAUAGAAAGAUGGUUUUACUUUUGUUUUCUCCACCUGUCCCACUGGCCAACAAAAUUAGGGAAUGAUUUCAUUUCUGUAAAAAGGUCAUUACAUUUGUUGAAGAGAAAUGAAGCAGCUAGUUCUUAUUUCAUGCUGGUGUUGAAGAGCAAAAUGUGCAUCUAUCUUUGAACACUAAACAAACAAUGUGCAUCUAUCUUUGAACACUAAACAAACAAUGUGCAUCUAUCUUUGAACACUAAACAAACAAUGUGCAUCUAUCUUGAACUUUUAAUGUUCAAACAUGAAGUCUUUUCAAUUUCAAAUAGAAACACAAUAAAUACAAGUUCAUGAAUUCACAAGUAAUUUGUAAACAAAAUUUAGGUGAUAGGUCUAUCAUUGAAUUUGUUCUCUCAAGAAAGUUAGUUAUGGACACUUCCAUAAUGACCAUCACAUGAUGAUACACAGGAUAGAUUGACAGCUCAUACAUGUUAAUGAAACAAAUUACAUUAUUUUACUAUAUACAAAAGUGAAAUUUGUUUACAUUUAUCAGAUAUGAUCACUUAGCCCUAUGACAAAUAUUUCCCUCUAAAUACUGACAAGCUCAACCAUAACUAUAUACAUGGGUAGCUGACAUUUUAACCAGAUGAACUACUUGGUACUAGGAACAAAUCUGACCAUGUGGCAAGCCCACUGCCAGAUACAAUUUAUAACAGAAGUCAGUUCUGACAAAUUGUACAAAAGGACACAGUCACUGAGGAAUUCAAAAUGAAUAACAUUAAGUAAUCUAGUCUAUAGUAAACAGACAUUUUAUUUUUUCCUUUUUUGGUGUACUCUAGAUUUAUUUCCCUUGGCAGCACCUUUCUUGGCUCCUUUCACCAAAUUACUGAAUGUACCUUUUACUUUCAUCUGUUUCCUGUAAUUGAAAACAAUUGGUCAAUAGUGUGGAGUCUCUACAAUAACAUGCAACCUGAUGGUAUUUGUGUGUGUUAAGGCAAACCCAAAGUAUGUUUGUCUCCUACCAUCAGUGUGAAAGUCAAUGAACAUGUAACUUACCUCCUCAAUGGGGAACACAAUACACAAAUAAAUACAAUUAUAAGAAUAAAUGAGUUAAGGAGUGAAAGAAUGCCUAGAGCUAAUUAUGCUAUCUAGUUGUAUUAGAAACACUACAUAUCAUGUGUGUUAGUAAAAUCAUUAAAAUUGAAUAAAUUAGUUUGUAUACAAGAUCUUAACUUACCUUUUAUUUAAAUGAUUAAAGUUUAAUGGAACAUA
Biomphalaria glabrata is the source of this 5072-nucleotide messenger RNA. RefSeq lists its product as uncharacterized. NCBI's taxonomy places the organism in Eukaryota, Metazoa, Mollusca, Gastropoda, Planorbidae. The record is from RefSeq and is a predicted model, not a curated record. The transcript has 8 exons. Gene Ontology annotation, cellular component: membrane. The coding region runs from base 475 to 2784 and encodes 769 amino acids.